UCUGUCUCUAUCUCCCUCCCUCUCUCUCUCUCUCUCUCAUCCCAAUCUGAAAUGGUGAAGUUGUAUUAUAAAUACGUAGAGACUACCGCAGCGUAAAAUGGCCGCCAUAGUAGUCUCUUUGGCUUCUUCACUUGCUUCCUCUACUUUAUCUUCUUAUUCUUGUUCGUCUUCCUCCUUGGUUUUCGCUAAAUUACGUUCCACCCCGUUUCCUUUUGCACUCACACCCCUGCGUUCUCGUAGAGCGAAACGCAUGGCUCACUCUCUCACUCGUGCCACUCUCGGCCUCACUCAUCCUUCUCCAAUCGAACCCCCCAAGAUCUCUUUUGCUGCAAAAGAGAUUGAUUUGGUGGAAUGGAAAGGAGAUAUACUUGCAGUGGGUGUUACAGAGAAAGACAUGGCCAAAGAUGAAAACUCAAAAUUCCAAAACUCAAUUUUGAAGAAACUUGAUUCCCAUUUGGGGGGUUUGUUGGCUGAAGCUUCUUUGGAAGAAGAUUUCACUGGUAAAGCUGGACAGGCAACAGUUCUCAGGCUUCCAGGUCUUGGCUCGAAGAGGAUUGGGUUAAUUGGGCUUGGACAGUGUGCUUCAACUACAACCGCCUAUAGCAGUCUUGGCGAGGCCGUUGCUGGGGCAGCAAAGGCUGCUCAGGCAAGUAAUGUGGCCAUUGUGCUCGCCUCUUCUGAGGGGCUCUCUGCUGACUCAAAACUCAGUACUGCUUCAGCUAUAGCAUCUGGAACUGUGCUGGGGAUUUAUGAAGAUAAUAGGUUUAAGUCAGAAUCAAAGAAGCCAGCACUUUCAUCUGUGGAUAUUCUUGGUCUUGGAACUGGACCUGAGGUAGAGAAAAAGCUUAAGUAUGCAGAAGAUGUUUGCACCGGGAUAAUUUUAGGGAGAGAGCUGGUAAAUGCACCCGCCAACGUGCUCACCCCUGGAGUACUAGCUGAAGAAGCUUCAAAAAUUGCCACCAUGUACGGCGAUGUUUUUUCUGCAACAAUUUUGGAUGCAAAGCAAUGCAAAGAAUUGAAAAUGGGUUCCUACCUUGGUGUCGCUGCUGCUUCAGCAAAUCCUCCACAUUUCAUCCAUUUAUGUUACAAACCACCAAGUGGGCCUGUUAAAGUCAAGUUGGCCUUGGUUGGAAAAGGGUUGACUUUUGACAGUGGUGGCUACAACAUCAAGACAGGACCAGGCUGUUUAAUUGAGCUCAUGAAAUUUGAUAUGGGAGGUUCAGCAGCAGGUUCUUUGGGUGCAGCAAAAGCUCUUGGUGAAAUUAAACCUGCAGGAGUAGAGGUUCAUUUCAUUGUUGCAGCUUGUGAGAAUAUGAUUAGUGGAACUGGUAUGAGGCCUGGAGACAUUGUCACAGCCUCAAAUGGAAAGACAAUUGAGGUCAACAACACUGAUGCGGAAGGCAGACUUACACUGGCAGAUGCUUUGGUAUAUGCCUGUAACCAAGGUGUAGAGAAGAUAGUUGACCUGGCAACUUUAACUGGGGCCUGCAUAAUUGCUCUUGGACCCUCAAUUGCAGGUAUCUUUACACCGAGUGAUGACCUUGCAAAGGAGGUACUUGCUGCUUCAGAGGCCGCUGGGGAAAAACUUUGGAGGAUGCCUUUGGAGGAUAGUUAUUGGGAGUCUAUGAAAUCAGGAGUAGCCGAUAUGGUCAAUACUGGUGGUCGUCAAGGUGGUGCCAUCACUGCCGCCCUUUUCUUGAAACAGUUUGUUGAUGAGAAGGUUCAAUGGAUGCAUAUUGACAUGGCUGGACCUGUCUGGAAUGAGAAGAAGAAAACUGCAACAGGAUUUGGCAUUUCGACUCUGGUGGAAUGGGUUCUCAAAAACUCUUCCUAGAUCUUUUUUUUCUGUUUCUGUUUCUGUUUGGGGAGAGAAGAAAAUCUUUAUGGGGUUGUUUGCGCUGAGAUCCUCACUUUUGUAUGAAUAUGGAAAAUACUAUAAUAAUUUUAACAUAUGAAAAAGGGAAGUAAUGAGCGGUGGCAUUGGCUGUUUGGAAGCUUGUUUCAGUAAA
This is a messenger RNA of Camellia sinensis, 2009 nucleotides long. RefSeq names its product leucine aminopeptidase 1. Gene Ontology annotation, molecular function: manganese ion binding; metalloaminopeptidase activity. Lineage: Eukaryota; Viridiplantae; Streptophyta; Magnoliopsida; Ericales; Theaceae. Gene Ontology annotation, cellular component: cytoplasm. The record is from RefSeq and is a predicted model, not a curated record. Gene Ontology annotation, biological process: proteolysis.